Molecule: messenger RNA, 810 nt
Organism: Lodderomyces pseudojiufengensis
Lineage: Eukaryota; Fungi; Ascomycota; Pichiomycetes; Serinales; Debaryomycetaceae
Gene: CRG1
Product: Crg1p
Exons: 1
Coding region: 1-810 (269 amino acids)
Molecular function (GO): methyltransferase activity
Source: RefSeq, a predicted model, not a curated record
AUGGUUGAACAAGCUUAUUAUAAAAAGGGAUAUCAACAAUCAGUAUCAAAUACUCAUGCAUGGAGAACAGUAGAAAAUUCAGGAAAAUUUAUAACAGCAGUUUUGCAACCAGAUUUUAAAGUAUUAGAUGCUGGAUCUGGACCAGGAACAAUUACAAUUGAUUUUGCAAAAAAUUAUUUAAAUGAUGGAUCAAUUGUGGGGAUUGAACCAACUCAACAACUAAUUGAUGAAAGUAAUGAAUUAAAAUUGAAACAAAAUGUUAGUAAUGCUAAAUUUAAAUUAGGAUCAAUUUAUAAUAUUCCAUUUCCAGAUAAUACAUUUGAUUUAGUAUAUUCUCAUCAAGUAAUUAUACAUUUAGAAGAUCCAAUCAAAGCAUUAAAAGAAUUAGAAAGAGUAACUAAACCAGGAGGAUUUGUAUGUGUAAAAGAUGCUGAUUUAGAAGCUACCGUUGUAUCACCUAAAAAAUAUGAAAUUUUGAAAGAAUAUAGUUUAUUAAAAGCUAAAAAUUCAGGUUCAACAGAUCCAAUUGCUGGUAGAAAUUUAAGAUCAAAAGCAAUUCAAGCAGGAUAUGAUCCAAAUAAUAUUACUUCAUCAAUUUCUCAAUGGUUACUUACUGAUGAUUUAAAUGAGAAACAAAAAUUUGCUGAUAUGUUUAUCGGAAGAGUUAAAACAUCAAAUGAAGUUGCUUAUACUGAUGAACAAAAGAAUGAAGAAAUUAAAAAUAAAGUGGUUGAAGCUUAUAAAGAAUGGGCUGAAGAUGUAAAUUCAUUAUUUUGUAUAAUAAAUUUUGAAAUAACUUAUCAAAAAUGA